Messenger RNA from Lycium ferocissimum, 420 nucleotides. RefSeq lists its product as uncharacterized. The record is from RefSeq and is a predicted model, not a curated record. The coding region runs from base 1 to 420 and encodes 139 amino acids. NCBI's taxonomy places the organism in Eukaryota, Viridiplantae, Streptophyta, Magnoliopsida, Solanales, Solanaceae. The transcript has 2 exons.
AUGUGGCUUCAAGUUCAGAAUAGACUACUUACUGCUGACAGACUCUUGAAAUGGAACAUACAAGUUGAUCCUGUCUGUCAAUUGUGUCACACAGGGAAUGAUACUAGGGAUCAUCUUUUCUUUGAAUGCUGUUUUGCUCAAUUGUUGUGGAAGAGAUUGAUGAAAUGGAUGCAAUUUCAAUGGCCAGGAGUUCACAACUGGAUGCUGCACUACCAGACUAUUCUGCAGCUUAGCAAAGGCAGAUCCAAACAAGCUCAAUUGAUUAAGAUGGUCUAUGCAGAAUAUAUUCAUGCCAUUUGGAUAGAAAGGAACACUAGAGUCUUUGAAGGAGGGGAGACACAAGGGGAACAAAAUGCUAAAGCAAAAUGCCUACUAGCUGCUACUGGUUGGAUAUGUAAGGAUGCUACUGUUGGUAAUUAG